Messenger RNA from Trichobilharzia szidati, 2021 nucleotides. Lineage: Eukaryota; Metazoa; Platyhelminthes; Trematoda; Strigeidida; Schistosomatidae. The record is from the annotation of a GenBank genome assembly.
UAUAGAGCGCCCUCUUUAAAGUUUUGCGCUAGAAUCGACCUAAGGGUUCGUCCUCAUUUCCGUUCGAGUUUCAGUAUUAACUUCCCCUCGUCUCGCUCUGUGUCUCUCUCUCUCGCCUGACAUAAAUGGAGCAAAGAAUAAAAAAUGCAGUGAAACGAUUAGAUCAACUUGAUCAAAGGCUAGACGAUUAUAAACCAUUACUUGAACAAAAUGUUCUUAAUGCUGAAUUUGAAAUAAGAGCAAAUUUUAAAAAUUUAAUCGAAUUAUUAAGCAAGCGACAAUCUCAUCUACUUAUUCAAUUACAUAAUAUUUCUAAAGAAAAAUCAUUACUCAUUGAAAGUAAUAAACAAAAAAUAGAAUCUCUGAAAUCAAUUCUGCUACAAUCUUGUCUAUCAAGAAGUGAAUAUGAUGCUAAAAUAAACGACUGUCUACGUAAAGCUGAAUCGAUCAGUUUAACAACUGAUUUUACACCAUUCAUCACCUUCUCCAUUGAAAAUGUACAAUUGACUGAGUUUAUUUCAACAUUUGGUCGACUGACUUGUCGAUAUUCUGGUCAUUUUGCUGAUCCAAAUAAGCCGUCGAUUUGUUUACCACGUGCAUUUGAAGAAGAAGAUGAUGGUUGUUGUGGAGAGAAUAAUGACACUAGAAUUGAUUAUUUAAAGCAUCAUUCAUCUGUAUUUAAUCGUGUUAAACAACAGCAACAGCCGCAACAGCAGCAGCAACACCAACUGCAACAACAAUGCGCUUGUCAUGAUCCAACAGUGAAACAAUGGUUAUCCUUGAUUGAACAUAAAUGCAAAUCAAAUCGUACUUAUGAUAUGAUGAGUGAUGUGUAUUCAGUAAAGGAUAAUAGUAAUAAUAAUAAUAACAACAACAAUAGUAGUGGAGUGAAUACUCCUCGUCUUCAGAGUAAUAAUUAUUCAUUGUGUGAUUCAAUAUUUUCAAGAAAAACAUCAUCAUCACAGCAUAACUUUGAAGUGAAUCCAUCAUCAAUAUCAUCAUCACAAUCAACUGUACAUGCUCCUUGCUAUCGUCCAGAUACUACAGUAGUACCUGAUUGGUUAAAACUGUUGGAUAGACAACAAAUUGCUGAAAUUUUAUCUUAUCAUAAAGGAAUCCAUGAAUGUAUGGAUGUAUUGAAAUCACCUGAUGAUUGUCUAGAUAAAUCUCCCUCUGAAAGUUUCGAUAUAUUGACGAAUUCAUCUCAAAAUAUGUCAAGUUUAAAAGAUUGGUUAUUCUGUGAUCCGGCUGAACUAAGAGAUAUGCCCGGUCUGUCGACAAAUCAUACUCGUCAUAAUAAUGAAGAUUAUUAUCAUCAUUCUUCUGCUUUGUCAUCAUCAUCAUUCUCAUUAAGGAAUAAUAAUCGUUCUUGGUUAAUACCAGACAAUAUGCCAUCAGCUGUAAUCAAUACAAAAAUGUCAAGUUUAUCAGUGAAUAAUCAUCAACCAGUUGUUAGAGAACUUUUCCCUGAACAUCUGAUCAAACCUGGUCCAAUUGAAUUAUCCCGUUGGUUAGUUAAGAAACAACAGUCAUCGUCGUCUACAGUGCCAUCAGCGACUCCGGCAACAUCAGCAGCAUUGAUGAAACACGAAGAAAAAGAAGGAGAAGAAGCCUCGAUGAAUACGCAAAUACUGAGCCAGUGUGGAAACAGUAAUGAUAAUAAUAAUAAAAAUGAUGAUAUGCAGAUAGAUGAUACAGACAAAUAUCGAAGUGUUGAACUUGCCAACACGGGUCAAUUCUGUCCAAUGUAUGGAGUAUGUCAAGGGGGACCUGGUGGACCGACAUGUUGUGGUGGUGGAGGAUGUCCGUUAACUAACAAGCCGUCAAUGAAUAUCUCAGCAUCUCAACAAGAAGACAAUCAAACAAUGAGUCAAGAGGAGGCGUCUUUUAUUGUCAAUAGUGUUGUCGUUACUGAACAGUCGUCAUUGCCAGUGUCACAGCCGCCUACGCUGACUACUUCAGUGUCGUCAGCAGUGUCAACCACGGCGACCACUGCUGCUGCUGCUGCGCACUACUACUAG